AUGGAUGCCAUGAGCCAUGCAUUACGCCAAGCUGCUAGAUCGCCGUUCUCGAGUGACAUUGAACGGGCCCCUAUGCCAAGCAAAUUUACGUGGCCACCGUUCAACUCUUAUGAUGGGAAAACUAACCCGGUAGAACACGUAAGCCAUUAUAUUCAGAUGAUGUCCUUACAUACUUAUAAUGAUGCACUAAUGUGUAAGGUAUUUCCCUUGAGUCUUGGGCCCACCGCCUUAAGGUGGUUCAAUGGAUUAAGGAAAGGCUCAAUUCACAGUUUUGCUGAGCUGAUUCAAGAGUUUAGCGUCCAGUUUAUGACCUGCAGCCGAGUUCCGCAACCCGUGGACGCAUUGCUAUCAAUGAAAAUAGGAGCUGGGGAAACCCUUCAUAGCUACGCUAACCGCUAUUGGAAGUUGUACAACAAGAUUGGCGGAAGCAAUGAAAAAAUCACGACGAGUACUUUUCAGUUGGGAUUGCCCGAGGAUUCUAAAUUGCGAGACUCGUUGACGAGGAGACCACCCGAAGAUAUGAGGCAGUUGAUGAGGUGCAUUGAAGAAUAUAAAAGUUUAGAGGAUGACUGGCAGUAG
Molecule: messenger RNA, 579 nt
Organism: Quercus lobata
Lineage: Eukaryota; Viridiplantae; Streptophyta; Magnoliopsida; Fagales; Fagaceae
Exons: 1
Coding region: 1-579 (192 amino acids)
Source: RefSeq, a predicted model, not a curated record